This is a messenger RNA of Perognathus longimembris pacificus (Pacific pocket mouse), 2478 nucleotides long. RefSeq names its product collagen alpha-1(I) chain-like. The coding region runs from base 1 to 2478 and encodes 825 amino acids. Lineage: Eukaryota; Metazoa; Chordata; Mammalia; Rodentia; Heteromyidae. The record is from RefSeq and is a predicted model, not a curated record. The transcript is spliced from 5 exons.
AUGGACGCCAAGAAAGGGAAGCGCAGCCACCUCGGGCUGGGCUUCCGGAGGGCGCACGACGACGCGCGCACCCUCACCCCCAGCGGCCGCGCCGGCGCCCCGCGUUCCGAGCCCCCCCGGCCCCGGCGCUCCGAGCGGCGGCGGCGGCCAUCGCGGCCUCGGGGCCGGGGCCGUCGCCCCGCGGCCGCCUUUCUGGCGAAGCACCAACCCCCCGAGCGCGGCGGCUCCACGCGCGGCGCCCGCGUCCCGGACGGGCAGCCCCAGGGGGCCGGGCCGCACAAAGGCCCGCGGCCCGCCGGCGGGGCCCUCGCGCCCCCCGCCCGGCCACCGAGGACGGCGGCGAGGGGGGCCCGGCCGUCCGGGCGGCCCGGGCGCGGGCGACCCCCGACGCGAGGCCGCGGGGAUUACCUUCCGUGCGGGCCGGCGUCUCAGGGCCGCGGCGUCGGGGCUCGGCGGGCCGCGGCGUCCCCCUCGCGGGGUCCCCGGGCCGGCGUCGGGGACGGCGGGCGCGGGGGGCGGGGGCGGCUGUCCCGGCCCCGGCGCGGCGGUCCGUCGGAGGAGGCGGCGGCGGGGGGCAACUUUUCACUCGUGACACCGCCCGGAAUUGCCGUGCGAAACUCACUUCCUGCCUCGGCGAGCGGCAGCUCCCGCUCGGGCCCCGGGAACCCGGAAAACCAGCUCGGCUCGGCGCGGCGCUCGCUGGCUCGGCGGCGGGGGGGAGGGGACGCGGGCGGGCGGGCCGAGGGGGCGGCGGCCGCGGGCUCCGGGCCGCGCACACCCGACGGCGGCCCGACGCGGCGGGCGGGGGCGAGGCCGGGGCCCCGCGCGGGGAGCCCGGGCCGCGCUAGGCCGCCGCCGCCGCCGCCUCGCCGCCGCCCCCCGAGCCGGGCGGCGGGGUUAUUGUCUCGAACGCGCCGGCCGCGCCCAGCGCCCGCGCCGCGCCGCCGCCCGAGCCGGGGAGCCGGGGAGCCGGGCGCGCUCGGUGGCGGCCCCCUCUCCGGGCCGCCGGCCGCCCUCUCCGCCCCGCUCCUCCGCCUUCGCCGCUCGCCCCGGCGCCCGCUCCCGCGUUCCCGCCGCCGGCCCUCCGCCCCGCUUCCUCGCCUUCCUGCCCGGCGUCCGAGGCUCCCCGACGAGGCGCGGGCGGCCGGGGCCGGGCCGGAGGCAGCCCGGUCUCCUCGCGAGCUCGCGGGGCCGCGGCAGGGGGCGAGGCUGCGUCCCCCGCGCCGCCGCGCCGCCUUUCACUCGACCCGACGCCGGAGAGCCCGCCGGCCGCCGCUGCCUCAGCCGCGGCGCCCCGGCCUCCUCCGCACGCGGGCUCGGGGCGCCGGAAACCAGCGCGGCGGCCCGGCGGAGCUCCCCGAGGCCCGGCCUCGCCCGGCGGGCCGCGAGACAAAGCCGGCGCGGGGAGCCGGGAGCGGGGAGCCGGGAGCGGGGAGCCGGCCCGCGCCGCCGCGCCUUUGUUCGAGGAGGCCGGGCGCGGGGUGCGGGCGCUCGGGCUCGCGGGCCGGGCCUGCUCGCCGCGCCGGCCGGGCGGCCGUGGGGGGCGGGGGGCCGGGAGCGUCCGGCCAGCGCGCAUGGCGCCCGCGCUCGCCGCCUUCCUCGCGCGCCACCCGGCUGGGCGCCCUCGUGUCCCCCGGAGAAGGGGCGGCCCGGCGAGCGAACCGGUGCCGCGGCGGUCACUGGCUCCGGCCCCGGCCCCGGCCCCGGGCCGCCCCGGGACGCGCGCGCCCCAUUCGAAUUGGGAGCCGUGUGGGCUUCGGCCUGCGUCCCGGGAGAGAGGAAGCCCAGCCACCCGACAAGUGUGCCGGGGUGCGCGGGCCCGGGGCUGCGGCUCCGCGGGCGGGCGGGGGGGGCUCCGGGGGCGGCCUGGGGGCUCGGCGGGCGGCCUGGGGGCUGCGGGGGGGGGGCUCGGCGGGCGGCCUGGGGGCUGCGGGGGGGGGCUCGGCGGGCGGCCUGGGGGCUCCGGGGGCUCGGCGGGGGGCUCGGCGGGCGGCCUGGGGGCUCCGGGGGCUCGGCGGGGGGCUCGGCGGGCGGCCUGGGGGCUCCGGGGGCUCGGCGGGGGGCCCGGCGGGCGGCCCGGCGCGUGGAGGACGCCGGACGCGCGGAAACCUCCGGCCAGCCGCGGCCCCUGGGAGCCGGGUCGGAGCCCAGCGGGCCCGCCGUCCCCCAGCACCCGGUCCUGGAAUUCGAGGCUGCAUCUCGUCUCGGGUUAACUGGAAACUGUGCGGCUCGAAACUGAUUACUAAGAGCUUCAUGGAAAUUAUUCACAUUCUUAUUAUUCAUUCCAUAAUCGUGCUAAAUAAUGAAAAUUAUGGUCUAUUUACUCCGUUUUGGUUAGAGACCUUGUCAACAAGAAGUUGUACUUUACAGUAUAUCAUCUGCCCAGGAGAGCACGAGAAGCGGCUGGCCCGGGACAAAGAAAACGCAUUGCAGAUGAUCUACAGUGUGGAUAAUCCACAAAUCAUCGGUAGGGAUUAA